Messenger RNA from Scatophagus argus, 1776 nucleotides. It is a transcript of the gene gpr25, whose product is annotated as G protein-coupled receptor 25. Gene Ontology annotation, molecular function: G protein-coupled receptor activity. Bases 145 to 1269 code for a protein of 374 amino acids. Gene Ontology annotation, cellular component: membrane. The transcript has a single exon. Gene Ontology annotation, biological process: G protein-coupled receptor signaling pathway; immune response. NCBI's taxonomy places the organism in Eukaryota, Metazoa, Chordata, Actinopteri, Scatophagidae. The record is from RefSeq and is a predicted model, not a curated record.
UCAAAGGAAAGAAGCUUUACGUGGUGAGCGGAAGCAAGCUGAAAUAGGAACCCCGUUUUUCUGUGGUUUUCACAUGUAAUAUCAAGUAGUCAACCACUGUGCCACCAGCAGCUGCACUGCAGAGCCUCUUUGUGAUCUCUCAGAAUGAGCGCCCACGCCGACUAUUCAUUUUUCGAUUACAAUUACACAGGAAAUGUUUCUGAAGAUGAAAUCUUGGAUCUUAACUUCACAUUAAAUUGUUCCAGCUCACACCUCCAUGGCUCUGACAUCUUCCUGCCAAUAUUGUAUUAUAUCAUCUUUUUGACAGGCUUUUUCGGCAACCUCUUUGUAAUUUCAGUCCUGGGCUGCAAAAGCAAGAGAGGUGGGCGUCUGGUGGACACAUUCGUUGUCAAUCUGGCCCUGGCUGACCUCAUCUUUGUUCUCACGCUGCCACUGUGGGCCAUCUCUGCAAGCCAGAACGGCUACUGGAACUUUGGGCCAAGUGGGAACCUGCUGUGCAAGCUCAGCAGCUACAUCAUUGCUGUGAACCGCUUCUCCAACAUUUUCUUCCUCACCUGCAUGAGUGUUGACCGCUACAUGGCUGUGGUGAAACUGAUGGAUUCCAGGUACCUCAGGAGCAGUCGAUGCAUUCGCGCCACUUGUGCUGCUGUUUGGUUGAGCUCCCUGGUAAUGGGCAUCCCAUCCCUGGUGUACAGGAGAGUGGAGCACACUGGCUUUGGACUGGCCUGCAUCGAAGAUAACCAAUCGUAUUUUUUUCUUAUACUGAGCCUGAUCACGGCAUUACUCACCUUCGUCUUUCCAGUGUUCAUCAUUGUGCUCUGCUAUGGCACCAUUAUCCUGCAUCUCAAUAAGCACUGUGAUGCUGCAGCAAAUCCUCGAGCUGAAGCCCGCCGCAGACACUCCCUGAAGAUGGUCCUCUCCAUCAUUGUGGCCUUUGUGGUGUCCUGGCUCCCCUUCAACAUUUUCAAAGUCAUCAUGACUGUCUCACAGCUCUCAAAUGUUGAUCUGGACUGUGAUGAUCAGUCAUGGCAAAGAAAUGGGCUCCUCAUCUCGUGCUGCCUGGCCUUCCUUAACAGCUGUGUGAAUCCUGCCAUUUACUUUUUCCUGGACCAUCACUUCAGACGACGGGCUAAGAUCCUGUACAAGACCUGCAUGGGAAAGCCAAAGUUGCUGCAGAGCUACAACUCCUCAGCCUCCUUCACCAACGCUGGCACUUCAGAGAGCUUUGGAACAACUGGUGGGAGAACUCAGGUUCAGAUGUUUGAUUAGGAGGAGAAGAUUAAUUUCUUGCCUUGGACUGUGAAGGUAGAAAAGCUAUUGUUCUGCUAUUGUUUAAGAUGUAUGAGACAACUUGUCUUUCUCAGAAUUUUUGUCAAGGCAAGAAAGCAUUUCUCAGUUUUGUUUUGUUUCAGUUGGUACAAUAAUGUAAUUUUUUAUUCUAAUUUUUUUACAAAUAUUGAAUAUGCUCUUUAUACUGUGAGCAAUGCAGUAGUGUUUAUAUAUGAGUGAAUAUCCACAUCUGAUGUUUAUAUAAAUAUCCUCCACAUUUUUGAAGCAUUAUUAGAGUACAAUUGCAAUAAUUUACAGACUUAAAUAUAAUUUUAAAAUGUAUAACUGAUAAGUUGCAUUUUUCUUAUUAUUAUUUUUGAUAUAACGAAAGUGUGAAAUGUGAAAGUGAAAUGUGUUGUUAUUAUAAAAUGUUGGGUGGUUAAUGUUUCAUAAAAUGUAUAUAUUAUGGUGAUAAAGUUGCAUUAAAAAUAAAGCUGGAAAAUAUUA